This is a messenger RNA of Sphenostylis stenocarpa, 217 nucleotides long. The record is from the annotation of a GenBank genome assembly. NCBI's taxonomy places the organism in Eukaryota, Viridiplantae, Streptophyta, Magnoliopsida, Fabales, Fabaceae.
AUGACACCAAUUUCAGAUGAGUUCCAAACAUCCUUCCUGGACAGGCAGUGUCCGUACCUGGGAAAGAGUAAAGAAGCUUCCUGCAAAAGUGAACCGCCCCACAGGGUUUGGGGAGACAUAUUGGCAGCACUAUCCAUCGUCACACCCUUUUCCUUCGUUUCUCUCUUCCCUUUUCCCUAUCUCUCCAACCACCCCUUCCUUUCUUCCUUGUCUCAAC